AUGCCGCUGUGGUCGCGCAGCUCGCCGCAAGCUCCGCCAGACUCGGCCCGCUCCCCCUCGUCGUCCUCGACCCACACGGACCGCGGCGAGGCGUCACCCCCACCGCCCGGCUUCCUCGCCAACCACCACCGCCGCAGCUCGUCCAACCUCGACACGGCCCGCACCCGCUCCGUGUCCGGUCCAGCCUCGCCCGGCCGCACCUCGUCCUCGUCCGCCGCGUCCAAGCCCCAGCCGCACAAGACCGGCCGCAACCAGCGCGCCCUCGUCGCCGCCCAGGCCGACGAGCUCGGCGCAGACGACGAGCCGUGGGACACCAACUCGGACGACGAGCCAGAGUCGACCCUCGUCGCCCGCAUCUCGGGCGUCUCGCUCCACAUUCCCUCGUCCACCGGCGCCCUCCCCACCUCGACCUCUGCCGCCGCGCCCUCGCCCACUUCCCCUACCUCGGCCACGACCCCGUCGUCGUCCUCGUGGUCCUUCAACCCGUUCGGCGGCGCGCGCGUCCCGCCCGCACCGACCCGCACCGCCUCGAGUUCGUCGUCCCUCUCGGCCGCCGAAGCCGUCGCCGCCGCGCUCAGCGGCCGUGCGCGCCCGAGCCCCGGGCCCUUGCCGCAGCCGCAGCGCGCGGCGAGCUACCUCGCGGGCGCGAGUCGUGUCCAGGAGGAGGCGGACAAGGUCGUGCGCGCCGAGGAGAAGCGCAGGAGCCUCGAGCGGCGGUCGUCGGAGCUCGGUGCGGGCGAGGUCGUCGAUGAGCCCGAGAAGAUGGCGCCGGCGAGUGAGGCGGCGGUCGCAGAGGACAAGGAGGCGUCGAAGCAGGCCGAGCGGGAACGAGAAGAGCGAGGAGAAGGGUGGGCAAAGGAGCAGUGCCGGCGGGCGAUCCGGCGAGACGUCGACGACCUCGUCAAGGACCCGGCGCACGUUCUCGACCGACUCAAGACCACCUGGUUCGCCCCACCACCAGCUCCUCCCGUGGCCGCUUCCUCUGCCGCUCACCGCGCCUCGAUCUCGUCCGUCGUCGACGCGUCGCCCAACCCGAACGGCGCCGCCUCGGACGACGACGACGACGACCCGACGCGUGGCUACGUCCAGCUCGACGCGCCGGCCCUGUCGUCGACCGACCCGUCCAUCGUCGAGUUUGACGCGCCGCCGCCCAACCCGGACGACGAGGGCGAGCGCGGGCGCGAGAAGCGCCGCAGGCGCAAAUUCCUCGACGUGCUCGAGAGCGACAAUGUCGACCUCGGCGAGUUGAGGAAGCUCGCAUGGAGCGGUGUCCCCGACGAGCUGAGGACCAUGGUGUGGCAGUUGCUCCUCGGCUACCUCCCGGCACCCCUCUCUCGACGCGCCACGACCCUCGCCCGCAAGCGCUCCGAGUACGCCCAGCUCGUGCGCCAGGCCUUCUCGCGCGGCGUCACCGGCCUCGACGGGCCCAUUUGGCACCAGAUCAGCAUCGACGUGCCCCGCACGCGGCCGGGCGUCAAGUUGUGGAUGGCCGAGCCGACGCAGCGCAGCUUGGAGCGGGUCCUGUACGUAUGGGCGAUCCGGCACCCGGCGAGCGGCUACGUCCAGGGCAUCAACGACCUCGUCACGCCGUUCUUCCAGGUCUUCCUCCAGAGCUACAUCGACGCCGACCCGGAAACUUUCGACGUGUCGACGCUCGCGCCCUCGGUCCUCGAAGCCCUCGAGGCCGACUCGUUCUGGUGCCUGUCCAAGCUCCUCGACGGCAUCCAGGACAACUACAUCUUUGCCCAGCCGGGCAUCCAGCGCCUCGUCAAGAAGAUGGACGGUCUGUGCGCGCGCGUCGAUGCGCCGCUCGCCGCGCACCUCAAGGAGCAAGGCGUCGAGUUCAUCCAGUUUGCGUUCCGGUGGAUGAACUGCCUCCUCAUGCGCGAGUUGAGCGUGAAGAACAUCGUGCGCAUGUGGGACACGUACCUCGCCGAGGGCGGCGACGCCUUUUCUGAGUUCCACCUGUACGUGUGCUUGGCGUUCCUCGUGCGGUGGAGCGACACGCUGCGCGAGAUGGACUUUCAGUCCAUCAUCAUCUUCCUGCAGUCGCUACCGACGCAAGACUGGACCGACAAGGACACGGAGCUGCUCCUGAGCGAGGCUUUCCUGUGGAGCCGAACGUUCCAGGCGCGAUGAUGCCGGACUCGCCCUCGUGUAGACAGUCUUGCAUAGUCUCUGCAACUCUAGCACUCGUCGAGAUG
Molecule: messenger RNA, 2204 nt
Organism: Rhodotorula graminis WP1
Lineage: Eukaryota; Fungi; Basidiomycota; Microbotryomycetes; Sporidiobolales; Sporidiobolaceae
Exons: 7
Coding region: 1-2139 (712 amino acids)
Biological process (GO): activation of GTPase activity
Cellular component (GO): Golgi apparatus
Molecular function (GO): GTPase activator activity
Source: RefSeq, a predicted model, not a curated record